Molecule: messenger RNA, 6915 nt
Organism: Zonotrichia albicollis (white-throated sparrow)
Lineage: Eukaryota; Metazoa; Chordata; Aves; Passeriformes; Passerellidae
Gene: RGS8
Product: regulator of G protein signaling 8
Source: RefSeq, a predicted model, not a curated record
GGCCCUGAGGAAGCUCCGCUGUCUCCCCAGAGCCGCUCUGAGCACGCUGUCGGCACAGACCCACCGGCAGGGAGGACGGCUCAAAGGCAUGCCAGCUCUCCCGUGAUGCCUGGCCACUGGCUCCAGCCGUGACCUGCAGGGACAGGCACAAGAUGUAGUUUGUGACCCUUCCUAGCAAGGCCAGCCUGGAGCUCUGCCCCUUGAGGAGAGACCUUCAGAGGAUGAAUGGGAUAAUCCAGCCAGCUCCUGCUGCUCUAUGGUGAGCUGGGACACCAAACUCACACUGCUUCACACCUGAAGCUGGACUUGGCCUGGUCUUAGAAGGAAAUGCUGUCUCUGCUCUGUGGCCACCCCUCAGCUCUCAACGUCUUCCAUUGAACAGUUGACUUUCCACUCUAGGAGGGAAGGAUCAAAUGGGUUGAGGACAACUGGCCCUUCUUGGCUUUGGCAAAGAGGAUUCUUUGGUGCUUUUUAAAGUGCCAGGACAUGAAACAGUAAAUCCCUUCUUCCUGCCCUCCUGCCUCCUGCAAGCAGCCCUGACUGAGGUCCAAGCCAGCCAGUUAAAGGGUUAACCAUAGCUGGAUGCCUGCAUGGCUGCCUUACUGAUCCCACGGAGGAGCAGAGGGAUGAGGACUCGCCUGGGCUGCCUGUCUCACAAAUCAGACUCAUAUAAUGAUUUCACAGCUAUUCUUCCGGACAAGCCCAACCGGGCUUUGAAAAGACUGUCAACAGAAGAAGCUACAAGAUGGGCAGACUCUUUUGAUGUCCUUUUGUCCCAUAAAUAUGGGCUGGCAGCUUUCCGUGCUUUCCUGAAGACCGAGUUCAGUGAGGAGAACCUGGAGUUCUGGCUGGCCUGCGAGGACUUCAAGAAGACGCGCUCGGCGGCCAAGCUGGCCUCCAAGGCCCAGCGCAUCUUCGAGGAGUUCAUCGACGUGCAGGCCCCUCGGGAGGUGAACAUAGACUUCCAGACACGGGAGCUGACCAGAAGAAAUGUGCAGGAGCCCUCCCUGUCUUGUUUUGACCAAGCCCAGGGGAAGGUGCACAGCCUGAUGGAGAAAGACUCGUACCCCAGGUUCCUGAGAUCCAAAAUUUACACAGACCUGCUCUCUCAGACCCAGAGGAGGCUCAGCUAGGACAGCCACGGGGCCCUCAGAAACCACGUGCUUCCCUCAACAGCCAAAACCCAUCUCUAAAUGUGAAAUGUGUUCAAAGCAGUGGGAGUGAGAAAAGAGGGACAAGGGGCAGAGGAAGCUUCCAGAGAGUGACUCUUUGACUAUCUGUGCUUUUUUUUUGUUAGCAGUAGUACCUUGCAGUUGUUCCCUCUGUCUAGCACAAACCCACAGCCCUCUCAGGGUCACCUGUGGGCAAGGCAGGUUCCCUUUGAAAUGGCUGUGUUGGUUUGUGUGUAAAUAACACCUUUCCAUCCUUCCACACAUCUCUCCCUGUCUCUCACCUCUCCCUUGUGUUCAGGAGGGCCCCAAGGGCAGUGCUGACACUUGUGAAGCCACAGCCAGCCCACCUCUCACCCUGCUGGGCUCUGGGACUGAGGGGAGGGAGACAAGAGACAAAGAAACAGGAUUCAAUCCCUUUUUUGAAGUGGGAACCAUCAGCAAACUCAGCUCACCUCCCCAUCUAUUUUGCACACCUUAUGGCUUGGCUGCCACUCUGUCGCUGCCCCUUUUCCUUCAGGGAUGGAGGCUCAGAGUAUUCCCAAGGAGCUGAGUUUUCCUCAUGAGGAAGGUAAUCCCAAAAGCUCUCACUAGGCCUGGGCAGGCAAGUCUUCUAAUGUGAAUGAUUGUUUUUUGUGGCUGUUAUUUAUUUGUGUGGUAGCUCAGUCUCAGCCAUCAUUCAGGCUCUGUUGUGCUGGGCACUGGACCAAAGCCCAGCACAAAGGGGCUCCUGGCUGCCACAGGCUUGGUGGCUCCUCAGGAAGGACCUGUUGGAACCCUCUGGGCCUUGCUGGGGUGUAGGAAAAGCACAAAGCCCGUCUGCCACAGCAGAUGGCAUUUUUCAUGGGGUACCUGGCAAUGUGAAAAAUCCCAUUUCCAUUUUUGUUAUUUCCCUUUUACUGACUGUUCCCACUCUCUGAGUGGGUUCAGUGUCCUGCAAAGAGCUCCCCAGCACACAGACCCUGAUGCAGGGUGCUUUUCCCCAGUGGGACACAAAGCAUGGAGUGAGCAGGAUGGGUGUUGGGGCGUGUAGGGGGGUGUGAGGGGCUCUUUGGCCCUGUUCCCAUAGCCUGGAUGGCCCCUGCAAGAGAAUUCUCUGUGCCCAUGCACCUCCUCUGGGCUGGGCAAUAAUUCCUCCCAUCUGAUGGCCCCAUUUCCAUGGCACUGCUGCUCCAGCUUGGCAGAUUCCUGCAAUAUUUUUGAGGGGAGAAGCAGACAGCCUGUCUGUGGAUUUGAGCCGGCAGACCAGAGGUCUCUUUUCUUAAUUUAAUGAAGGCCUGGAAAGUGACCCCAUGGAUCUUUUUCUUCUCUCAGACAUCCCCAGACCAGAGGCUGUAAACCUCUGCUCCAGCCAAGGCUAGUGGGUGGCUUUGAUACAUCAGAAAGCUGCUGAUAUAGAUUUUGUGUAAUGUGGUGUAAAUGAGGUACAAUGAAUUCUAAAGCCAAGCAAAAUGUUUUUGGAAGAAGAUAAAAAAUAUCUGUCUGGAUAUUAAAAAUUACUGUCCAUCAAUUAAGUAGGAAACAGCUUUUUGAGGAUUUUUGCAAUGAUGAUAUAUAGGAGAGUAGGACAAACAGGAUCAAGACAGAGGUGGUAACCAUGCUGGAUUUAUUUUGGCGGUGCAUUCCUGUGGCCUCCAAGACCCUGAAAUCGAAAUACAUUACAACUUUAUGUUCAGUAGGGAAAGCUGCUUUUCAGUGUCUGGCUGGACCGCAGGAGAAUCCUCCAGGUUUUUGGAAGGCAAAUCCCUUCUCCGGUUAAAUAUCUGUGAGGAAUUUCCAGAAAGAGCAGCAGUGACCCAGCAUUCCUGGCUGUCCCCUGUCCCUGCAGGGACACCUGAGGACGUGGGGCUGGCCUUGGUGACAGAGGUGACAUAUUAUUAUACAUAAUAAUAUAUAUAAUACAUAUAUUAUUAUAUAUAUAUAUAUUCUGCAGCCACACCAGGCUCAGUGACACAGCUCCUGGGGCUGUUGAGGCCCCUCAUGGGACACAAGAGACACAAAGCUCAGGGUCUGGACGUGGCACAGUUUGACACAAACUUUUUGCUGCUUGCUCAAAAGCGGGAGCAGUGAAGGACAUCUGGAAAAUGCUCCAGAUUUGCCAUGAUUUCUCCAAGGGAGCCAGAUCCUGCAGGAGCUCAGUGUCCCAAAGCUUUAUGGCAAACAAGGCAGAGUGAGACAGGUCUGGUGAACCUGAGCAAUGCAUGGAAGGAAUCAGAGGUGGAAGCAAAGGACACAGAGCCACACAUCAGUGCCUGUCCCUGGUGCUGCCUGGGCUGUAGGAAGGUGUCUGGGUUUGAAAAGCCAGGUGUCUGCUAAGGAAGGCAGGAGCCUCCCUUGAAAUGGAAAAUGUAAAGUCAAAACCUCCCCAAGGGGUUACACCUAGGAUAGACAACGGUCAUGAGUUUUUCAGACAAUUAUAAGUUUGUUCUUUUACAUAUCAGGAGUUAAUCCUCAAUUACAGCUUCAGGUAAUGAAGUUAUUUACCCCCAGUUCCCCCCCUCCAAUUCACUUUUCUUUAUCCUUUUUGGGGCCUGAGGCUGUAGGGUGUCUUUGGAUCACAGGCCCAGAGGGAUUGUUUGUCUGACCAAAACAUGGGGAGAGUUAACUCUUUCCAUAGAGUUUAGAGCUAUGCACUAAUACAGUGUAGGAUUUGAAAAACACAAAAGUUAAAAUCUUAUAAGGAGAUGUCGUUGCUGCAGUGGUGACAGGAGCUGGAAUCAGGCUGGCUGAUGUAGGAGAAGUGUUUUUCCCAGUAAAUUGUUCCCUCCACUGGGAACAGCAUCCUAGAACACAGAGUGGAGCAAAAGUAUUGUCUGAGGCACUUGAGCCUGCCACUUGUUAUUUUUGUUGCUGCUCUUGCAGUUUGUCUCUCUAGAAGGAAAGCAGACUAGUUAUUUAAAGUAAAAUUCUAUUUUUCUUAAACAAGAAAAUGGCACCAGCUGCUUCUUUUAUGACAAAUGCUGUUCUGAAUUGAAUCAAAAUAAGCAGCUUGUAGCUCUACCCCUUAAACCAGGGGCUGAUCAAGGAAAUCAUAACUGAGGCAAAGCUUUGGAAAGAGCUGAGUGGUGACUAAUUCCCACCAAGGGCAAAUAUCCUAUCCUUGAUUCAUCUCUUCCUGCUGUGAAAGGGAUACUCACAACCUACAAACCCAUUUCCCCUCUCCACAAGCACACACCUCCAAAAUGUUCCUCCUGUUUGGAGCAAUGUUAAAAUGUGUCAUCACAUGAAGAGAGGGGGAAAAAUUUGGUUCACUCAGUUCUUUUUAUUCUGUUUGUUGGCCCAUGCCCAGUCAGCUCCCAGGCAGAUUGAUGGCAGAAGGGAAAAAGAGUUUACAAAUUUCAUUUUCUAUGAGCUUCAGGUGGUGUUAACUGCAGGGUCAGAUGCAGAACUCGAAUCUGUCUGAAGUUUCUCCUGCUUUGGUCCAUCAGCCAGGCUUGGGAUGAUUUCCAUCACUUUUAGUGGACUCAUUAAUGCACCUUUAGUCCAUGCUGGGAGGGUGUGAAGGGCAAAGGGGAGGGGGAAAUUGCUGUGUGUGUCUGGGGGUGUGGGUGGUGAGAGUGCAUGUGACUUCAUCUGUAUCUUAUUUAGUGUCCUCUACUACAGAAGCUUUUCUGAGACAUAGAUGUGCAUGUUAAAAUAGGAGAAUUAGGCACAAAUGACAUAAACUGAGACCUUUAGCCAGUGUUGUGUUUGCCUCGUGUGUAAGUCCAAGUAGUAGUAGGAGAUGUAAACUCUGCUAGGUUCCCAGUUACCCCUAAGAGCACAUGUAUCAAACUGAACUGAAUGUUCACUGAUGAUAGACACAAAACCAAAAUGUUUACAGCAUUCAGAGCAAUAGCAAAGCAUACCUCAUGCCAGUCCUGGAGUGCCUCUCACCUGUCAGUGCAAGCUCUCCCCUCCCUGGGGGCCUCUGGCUUCUUCUCCCUCCAAACUCCUCUCUCCUUCUCUCUCCUGUCCUGGUUGUCUUCCCUCCUCCUCCUCCUCCUCCUCCAAGCACUCCAAACCUUCCUGUCCACCAGCACUGUUUGUCCUCAUCUGUCUGAGCCUGGGACUACCCUAACCUCCCUCUGCUUGCCUCUCCUCCAUGCCCAUCCCUCCCUCCCUCUCUUCUUUGCCUUUCCCUUCCCCAGGCACUCAUCUCUGGUCAUGCCAUCUCCCUCCUACAUGCCUCCUACUGCCACUGUAAAGCUCCUAGGAGCUCUUCCCUGCCCAUUAUAUAAGAACAAAAUGUUUCACAUCAUUUUCUGCAUUAUCUUCCAUCCCUGGGGCUGCUGCAGUUGUCUCCUUCCUUGGUGCUGUGCUCUCUCUGGCAUCGUAGCAUUAUAUCCCAGAACUGGAAUUAAAGUUCAUUUUGCUGCUAGACCAGAAUGCUUCUGUCUACCACGCACCCCUUGGGCUUUGCAGAGACUCAUCUUGUCCCCAAGUCUUUUGUCUUCCUUCUUUUUCUCCUCCUUCCAUGCAGGCUGCACGUGCAGUGCUUGUGGCAGGGGCUGGCUGGGGUGGAGGGUGUCCGUACUGGGGUCAAUCGCAGCUGGGCACCCCCGUGGCUCUCUGGUUUAUAAAAGUAGUCUCAAUAAAGGUGUGUGGGUUGUAUUUGCUCAGCAAACUCAGUCACUGUGCUCUGUGCCUCCUGCAGGAGGAUGUGUGUCUAAUCUGAGGCUGACGUGAACUCAGCGCGAGUUCAGUGAGCCGAGGCUGUGGGAGGGAGGUGGCACAGGGGGCCGAGAUUGUUACCAAAAACAUCCAACACUCCUGGCAAAAAGGCACAGGAGAAAAGGCAGUGCCUGCUUCUGGAGACACCAGGGAGCUCUGGGGACCAGCUGUGCUGUGAAUUGUUUGUCUGAAGCAGCCCCACAGCUCCCGGUUUGCCUCACGUGCUGCAUGCCCCAGGCUGGCUCUAAAGCAUGAUGGAUGAGGAGCUGCUCAGCUUUGCAUUUCCAGUGUGGGUAACAGCUUUAUCCUGAGAGAAAUGUCUUCAUAUUGCUCUAUCAGUGCCUGCAGCCACCAGCUGAAAAGCAGGGAGGGGAAGGAGGCACCUUCUGCUGUGUUUACUCCUGCAGACCUCUGUAGGAACUCCUGGCAAUGAAGAGAGCAGGGUAUGAGCACACCCUGGGGUAGAUCCCCCUUCCUUAGGAGCCACCACUGAAGAUGUCAUCUCCUUAUAACCUCUCCCCCAACUCCUCUGUGAGUUGCCCAAAUCAGAGCUCAGAUUUGUCCUUAAGCUCCUUGGCACCUCCACCUUGGUGGGACAGCAGUGUCCCCUUGAGGACCUGACUACAAUCUCCACGCCCAGCAAGGCUGCUUAAAAUAACAAAGAUACCUGGUUCCUCUGCAAAUCAGCUUGUGGGUGGCUCAGAAGAGAGUGAGGAUGGCUCUGCUGCACUCAGUGAACUCAGAAGUGAGCCACCAGGCAGAAAGAACAGCUCAAAAGUGCUUCCCUGGGCAAUGCUUUUAUUUUCAGGAGAUCCUGCUGCUGCAGCUGCCACCCCUGCAGUGCUGCUGGUGUUGGGGCAGGCCAGGCAGGCUGUUCAGUCUGACCCCUUCCUGCUCAAGGAGAGGCAUGGGCUCAGCUCCCCGGGUCCCCCUGCAUUAGCUGCUUGUUUGCUAGGCUCCCCUUGCUCCCUGGGAGGCUGGAGAAGCUCCUCAGCCACGCCACAAAUCCCCGCCAAGCCGUGUCACCACACUGUGCAGUGUUACACCCCUGCUGUAUAGACACCCUGAGGAUGUAAUAAACAGCCUGAGACUA